Lymnaea stagnalis (great pond snail) is the source of this 7658-nucleotide messenger RNA. Lineage: Eukaryota; Metazoa; Mollusca; Gastropoda; Lymnaeidae. The record is from the annotation of a GenBank genome assembly.
CACCAUCCAACUCAGAGUUCACGUCUAUUUUUAGAAACACAGGUUCCACUGUCCCGCAAGUUUUCUUUGAGAGUUUUAAGAACUCAAAAUGUCUGCCGUUUCGUUAUUUCUAUUUUCCACACUAGCCGUCCUGUUCGCGUGUGUUUCUUCGAUAAAUUUGAGAAUUGAUGAACAAGAGGAAAGAGGUUUGUAUUUCGGAAUUUCAUUUAUUGGCAAUUAUGGUUCUUGUUGCGGGUUACCAUUGUUGUUGUUGCUUAUUUAAUUUUAAUAUAUUCGUCCAUCAUUAUUAUUAUUAUUAAGUUUGAUAAGUUUUGAGCUCUUAUUUAAUAUAAAUAUUAUAACGUUAGGCCUACAUUGAUUUCUAAGUUUAUUUCUGAAAGUGUUGUCAAAUGUGAGAUUCAAAAUAAUAAGCCAAGGCUUGAACAGGCAGACAUUUUACUAAAUUCAUACAAUUGGCAUUGGUGCCAUGACUUCAUUUGCGUGUUUAUUUAAGUUUAAGAUUCCUGAAUCCAGAACUAAUAAUUUCGGCAUUAUAUAAGCCCACUAUGGCUAAACUAAUUAUAUUAUUGACAUGUACAUUUUUCGAUCGACUAGCUUAAAUAGCCUACUUAAAGUUAAAGAAAUAAUGUCAUGUCCUGUCACCUUUAACCCUUCCACAUCCAGGCUUAAAAAUUAUGUAAUGUGAUGAUCUUAAUGUCUGAAAUAAACAAGUCUGCAUGACUCCCUUUUUGUUUGAGUUGAUUCUAACUGGUUACUUGUUGAGAAGUCCUUGGCUCAAACAGCCUACUAACAAAUAAUAACAUACUCAUACUGAAUAUUAAAUUACAACACUGUCAAAUAAAUGCAAAAAUGAAUCAUAAGUAGCCUAUAAGAUUUUAAAAGGCAAGGGGAUUACAGUUUUGAUACAUUUAUUAAUGAAUGAUUGCAUCAGCAUGAUCAACAUGGCAACAAGGUUUAAUAGUUGAUAAUAAUUAUUAAAAUCUUCACUUUUCUUCUAAAAAUCUAAACCUAUAUAUAUGUUGACAUUUUACUACAAUUAGACAUAAUUUACAUGAAGUAUGAAGACUUGCAGAGCACCUAAACACUUAACCCACCCAUUACUUAUUUACCUCUUAUCCCAUGUCAGAAAUCCCUGCUAAUAGUAGUAACAACUAUCAUAUCCACCACUGAUAGUAUAGUGGUACAUAAAGUCACAUUAUCACCAGUGCUGGAUGAACAGUCUACUCCAUAUGUACUUAGGUACAAAGGUUUGUAUUUAUAUUUUGAUUGUUCCAAAAUUAGAAUGUUAUGGCACUACAGUUGGCUUUGGAUACUCUGGCACUUUGGAGUUUCACUAUCAACACUUGAGGAAACGCUACGCUGGGUGUACGUACAUACAUGGCAACCUGGAGGUCACUAAUCUUGUAGAUCCUAAACUCAACUAUGACCUCAGUUUUUUAAAGGUGAGUGUUUUUUUCCUGAUUUAAACAAAUAUAUAUUUGCCCUUAUUUCCACACAUUGCUUUGAUCAUAUAUUAUCACUUAUCACAGGUAUCUGUAGGUAAUUGUUGAUUACUGAAAACACUUUACUCAUUAUAUUUAUAUUUUACCUUAGAAUCUAAAAAUAAUUGCUAUAACAUUCUUGGACGGCAUUAGAUCUUAUAUGUGGGAUUAAUUUUUUAUAUUUUAUUUUCAUCACUAUGAAUGCCAUGAUAUAUCCCUAGAAUUACUUGAAAUCAUGUCACAUCUAACAAUAGCUUAAUACCUGAGAUGGGGGGGGGGGUGAAGCGGAGUAAUGUGGCAUUAUGUCCUAUUAAUUAAUUAAUUUAUACGAAAAUUAAACCAACAGCCAUCAGCCUAGUAGGGAAAACUUUAAAAAUGCUACUUUUAUAUGAGUUUUAUUCUCAUAUAACCUUUAAACUAUUACAUUUCCUCUAAAAUAAUGUAUGCAUUAAAUGUUUUCAAAUCUUAAAACACUAAUAUAUGCCCAUUAUUUAUCCUCUAAAUUGUUCAUGCUCAUGAAAUGGUUUCUAGAUAAUAGCAAGCAGUUGAGCUAUAAUUUUUCAUCCAGUAACAACACAAACAGCCUCAAAGCUGCAGUAUUAUAAUUUGUUGUACUCUCAGACUAUACGUUAUGUCAGCGGUUAUGUUCUGAUUGGCCUCAUCACUGAAGUUGAACGUAUCCCACUCAACAGUCUGGAGGUCAUCAGGGGAAAUAACACCUACAGUAUUAUGGGUUGGUAGAAGAACUGUUAUUUCAUUUUGCAUAGAACUUAUUCAGUUUUAGUUCAUGGACUCGAAGAAAAUCUUUAACACUAUAAUAUAUUAUACUAUAAUCCAUGACCACAGUUCCAUCAGAGUUUUAAAAAGCUGAAAGUAUUGACAAAUUGUAUUCCUUUUCACAAAUAAAUAUCACAAUUUUAUAUCAACAGACAUUUUUCUUUAGACUUUAGACAUAUUUUAAAUUAUUAGUCUCGAAAUGUAAAGGACUGGCUUUAAAGAUUAAGGCCCUUACAGCAAAUCUUCUGACUAAAUUAAGCUGCAGUCUCUACAGAAUUCCAUGUUAUUUGCUUUUCCAAUUUGAAGCUGAAUGAAGUUUACAUUUUAAGCCUGUCCUAUGCCACAUUUAUCAUGUAGUUGUGCAUUCAAUGUUAACUGAUUAUUCUAUGGCCCAUUCAUCAUGUGGUUGUUCAUUCAAUGUUGACUGAUCUUUCUAUGGCCCAUUCAUCAUGUCUUUAACUAUUGACUGGUGUGCUUCACUCAAAGGGGAUGACUACAGCCUGGUGGUGGUGCUGACAUCGAGGAGUGAGGAGGACAGCUCAGGAGUCAAACACAUCACUGGACUUAAAGAAAUUCAUCUGCCGCAGCUUAAAGGUAAUGCUCAGGGUGCUACACAUGACAACCAAUGGAGAACCAUGCAUGAAUUUAUUUACCGAUGCGCUCCCACACUGGUGACUGAAUCUAAAAGAUCACUAAGUCACUAAGUCAUUAUUGUCACUAAUGGAGUUCAUUUAUGAUUGGUUGAUAUGCUAGAGAAAUACUUUCUUGUGUUUAAAUUGUUAUAAUUGUAAAAUGUUGUCUUGGUUUGAAUAUAUAUUUAUUUAUGUCCUGAAAAUGAAUAUUUACAAUGUAAUCAAGAAACAUUACCUUUUAUUUUGAUCAAAAAAGAAUCUUAUCUUAUAUCAAAAUGUGUUACUUACACUUGAUGAUUUAUUUUUUUUUUAUUUCUCAGAACUUUCUGCUGGAAAAGUGCUUUUCACUGGUAACCCAUCUCUCGGAUACAUCAACACUGUGGACUGGGAGCCUAUAGUGCGUGGUCGCUGGGAUGCUGUACAUUUCCAGGAACAUGCUUACAAUGAUUCAGGUUAUUGGUUAAUUUUAUAAUUUCCAAGUCAUCAGAAUAACUCAUAAAUUCCCCAGGCUGUAAAGGAUUCAAAAAGGACUAGUAACCUACACUAGUGAAAUCUGAAGAUGAUUAUUAGUAUUAGUGGUAUUAUAUAGCGCGGUACCCCAGCCUAGGGCUGGGCUCACCGGGGUGUAUACAAAAAUAUUAGCAAACAUAAUCAUGACAUUAAAAAAUAACAUACAUUUAUUUAAUUAAAAAACAGCUAUAUAACAACAGAACAAAAACAAAUGAAUAUUCACACCAGCCAAUGCAUCAUGAUUUGGCAUUAAAAAUCACCUGGCUUUGAUUGAGGGUCUCCAUCUCUAUCACAGCUAAAGAAACUAGGUAUCCAUUUCUAUCUCAGCUGAAGAAACUAUCAUUAAGUGCCAAACAAAAAAAUGGAAAAGAUAAAAUUUUUAAGAAGGGUGCAUCCAGUUACAGACUUUUGUGUUAUGAGAAAUAUUAUUUUUUAAACCCACAGGAAAUUUAUCUAAUUAUAAAUGCAAUUAUUUUUGUUUAUUUAAUGCAUCUAUCUAUCUACUAGAAAGGUACAUAAAACAUAUCAAUAAAAUCUUUUUUAUUCUACUUAUAAAAAUAAAAAUGAAAGCUAAAAAAAUUUAGGCCUUUUAAACUUAAAUUAAUUAAAAUAAGCACAACAUUAAAUGUUGCAUUUUAUGGUUCUAAGAAUAAUAAAUUGGCAUUGAAAUAAGUUGUUAUACCCGUAAUAAUUUUGUAAAUAUUUUUGUUAAUAGUGGCCCACAACAAUGACACAUCGAUUUGUGAUGGAGGAACUCGUUGGGGAGAUGACAGAACUCUGUGUCAGCAAGGUAAGGGGAUUGUUGUGUGUAUACUCAGCACAGAUACAACUGACAAACAAAAGUAUAGAUAAGUGUCUAUUGGUAUUUAUUCUUAUGCUCGUUGGUUUCUACCAUUGUAUGUAGUGAUACGUUGUUUGAUUAAUGUUGAUUUCUUGCACUGUUUGAAACAAUCUGCUUAUUAUGUUUUAUUAGUUAGUAUGACUGCUGCCAGAAUACUAAAAUUCUCUUUGAUGCUUUUUGGGAAUGAUGACCCCAUUUGAUCAUAUCACUUUUAGAAGUAUGACAAGUUUUAAGGUCUGUUUUUUAUUUUGUUAUUUACUAUUUGUGUUGUGCAUCUGCAAUAGUUUUUGAGAUUCUAAAACUAAUGAGAUAUUUAUUUCUUUUAUUUAUAGUGAUAAAAUCGACCACGUGCCAUGAAACUUGUGAUGGUCGAUGUUUCGGCCCAGGAAGUGAUGAGUGUUGUCACUCUUCAUGUGCUGUAGGGUGUGACGGUCCUGAAGAUGAGCAGUGUUUUGUGAGUAUCUGAACGAAAUGUCUUGUUUAUACUAAAGGCUGGUUUAAUAACUCAACAACUGGGGUUAAGGAGGCUAUUAUCAGGGCAGGGUACUUUGAAAUUUGAUACUAACUUAAAAUGACUGGCUGCAAGGGCUCUAAACUUAAGAGAGUUAAUAGAAUUGAGAAUUCCCCAAAUUUAUUCUUAGUGUAAACAAGAUCAUCUGACCAUUUUAUUUUAAGAGCUACUGUCCUUAAGUUCAUCAAAGACAUUUCUGUGUGAAUGUUUCAUAGAUCACUGGUUUCAUCCAUUUUACACGCCUCCUUAUUUAAUCAUAAUUCAUAACAGUCCCCGCAAUCAGUUGAAUGCACAAGUUAAACAUUAAGAUCAUCAAAACAGGGGCACUUAUUAAUGCUUUAUAACUAUACAUUGAAAGACUCAAUAAUAUUAAUGAAAUUACAGCAAGUUAAAUACCCAGAACACUUAUUUUUUUUCAACAAGGAAAAUCUUUUUUUAAAGUCAAUAAGAUAUCCAAGUUUUGAUACCUGUAAACAAAUUUUAUAUGUAAAAUAACUAGUUUUUUUUUAAUUUCCAUGGCCAGGUGUGUAAAGACUACUUGUAUGAGACCCACUGUGUUGGAUUUUGUCCUGCCAGAGCAUAUCCAAAGUUGCAGAAAUGUGUCCAAUAUUAAAAUUAGACUGUGGCUGUUAAGAUAUGUCACAAGAGUCUAGAGAAAUCUCCAGCUCAGACAAAUUCCCAAUAUUAUUUGAGGCACAUUGAAAGGAAGUUUCAGACUUUAUGUAAUUAUAUAAAAUUGUAUUAAGAUUUAAAAAAAACACUGCUGCCUAAGAAUAUUUGUGUCAGACUAUGUGUCCAGUGGCAUGUGUGCUCAGUUAAUUCUGCCGAGGGGAAAGAGUCUAGAGGUUAGAAGAAUGUGUUCAGUGGCAUGUAGGGCCUACCAAAUGGAAUCAGAGCACAGACGUUGAAAUACCAGGGCAAGUUGCUAAUAUAGAAAUAUUGUUUCUGGAAGGACCAGAGCAAACUAGCUACAAGAAAUUUGAUUUUUGUCCUUUGAAAUUAUGAUGAGUGACUUCAAGCACGAAGUACUCAAACAGUUGUGUUAGUAUUACAUAUGUAGCCUUAGCAACAGAGAUGUACUCAUCAGCACAAUUUUUUUAAACAGAUUGUUAAUCUAACACCUUAUUUAUAUGUUAAAAAAACAGUAUUGCCCUUCCAACAUAUUGAAAAGUUGUACAUACAUAUGCAAGACUUCAUACUUCAUUAAGUUAUGUCAAAUUGUAGUAAAAUAUCAAGUUAUUCCAUUUUAUUUAUUAGUUUUGAUAUUUUUUUAAGCCUGGGUUUUUGGGGGGUUACUUGCAAUAAUGUGAAAACAAUCAGCUUUUUAUCUUCCUUGCAGUUUAAUGAAUGAAGUGAAUGAUACAACAACCCUCCCAAAUUCCUGAAGUAUUAACUUUGUAUGUAGAACACGCCCCCUCCCCUCCCUCCCCCAAUAUGUACAAAAUGUUGGUUAUGUACAGAAAGUACCAUUUGAAAGCAACAAAUGGAGGUCAGAGUAGAUUGAAGCUAUCCAUCAGUUAGAUUAAGAAUCGAAAUGUUUAAUCUGAGCCAGCAACAAGCCGUUUCAGGUACUGCUGUCCACAUUUCUAAGCAUGACAGACCUGAGACGAUUGUUGUUACGGUUCUUUAAACAUGUUGCUGUUAUAGUUCUUUAAACACUGGGUUUCAAGUGCCAUUGGGUAGCCAGGCAACCAUAAAGUUAAUCCUGAUUAAAAUGAAUGACCCAUGUUGGCUGAUGUAUCUCUACAUUUUCAAUUCUUCUGGUUCUAAUAAUAUUUGUGAUUCUAAAAUCGAUUGGGUAAUUUAAGAAAAUUUUAAAUAAAUCUAUACUAAAAUUUUAAUUAUUUUGUGCAGUAUUCUGGAAAUGUAGGCAGUUGAUAGUGUAAAGUCAUACAUGUUUACAAUAGAUUUAUUUAUAUUUCUAGUUAAUGCAAUUAGUUUGUUAUGACAAUGUCAUUAUGCCUUAAGUUUUCCAAUAAUUCAAAUUAUUUAGUUACAAAAGAACAAUGCUGAGGUAAUUGUUUGAUAGUGUUGGUCUUUUAUUGAGAAAAAUAUUGGUGAAAAACUUUUUAUGAAACAUUGAUUAAUAUGUUACAGUAUCCAACGUUUUCUAGAUCAUCCCCCCCUUCCCCAACUUUAAGGGAGUCCAGCACCCCCCCCCCAACCACUCAUCCCACCCCCUGACUAAAUUUUGGUGAAAUAUAUCACAGUUAUAACUAUUGAGACUUAAUACCAUUCACAUUGAUAAAAACUUUUUAUGAAACAUUGAUUAAUAUGUUACAGUAUCCAACGUUUUCUCGAUCAUCCCCCCCUUCCCCAACUUUAAGGGAGUCCAGCACCCCCCCCCCCAACCACUCAUCCCACCCCCUGACUAAAUUUUGGUGAAAUAUAUCACAGUUAUAACUAUUGAGACUUAAUACCAUUCACAUUGAUUUUUUUUUACUUUUGUGUUGCAAAAUGUCAAAUAAAAUAUUAUCAUGCAAUGUUUACCUGAAGAUGAAGCAAAGAGUAAGUCAACAUUUUAUGUAAAACAGAGUAGCUUGCCCUUGGAUGCUACCUACAUUUCUCAAUUUUGAUUGGUUAAAAAAAAAUCACGACUCAAUUGAGGUAAUGUGGGUUGGGCUUAUAAAAAACAGACCCAACAAUAUAUUUUUUUAAAAAUCUGAAUAAUUCCUUCCUUUUUAAUUCACUGUAUCGUUAUCCUGUCCCUGGUUACUUAGCCAACCCUUGACAACCACAAAGAUAUGAAAGCGGAUAUGAUAUGAACCAACCCGUUUUUGUCUUUGCCCUCUGAAAACAUUUUUUUUUCGUUCAUGCUUAUACCCCAUAGGUCAAUUGUUUUGUAUUCAAAUUUUAAUGUACUUGAAUAUAUCUGAUUAAAAUUGUAAUAAAUAAAAUUGAUUAAU